Molecule: messenger RNA, 1095 nt
Organism: Schizophyllum commune H4-8
Lineage: Eukaryota; Fungi; Basidiomycota; Agaricomycetes; Agaricales; Schizophyllaceae
Exons: 2
Coding region: 1-1020 (339 amino acids)
Source: RefSeq, a predicted model, not a curated record
AUGUCGUCCAAGUCCUCCCUGUCGUUCGUCGACGCCAACGUCGCUGUCCGAGUCCUCAUAGCCCACGGAAAACUCUCCUCAUCGCCGCACGCCACCCCAACCGAAUUCAUCGCUAAAGCAACAGAUUGUCGUCUGCCGAGCGGUGUAAUACGGUGCGUGGUACGACUUCAGUCACCGAGUCGAGCGCUCACAAUUGUCCAGGCCCUGAACGCCGAAUAUCCUCCACGAAACGGGCUCGGAAUUUCUGUUCUCCGAGCGAAGGUUUUGCCUUCUUGUGCCCAUCGGCUCCCCGCAUCGCUUUCUUUCCCUCGACCCCCUUCGCUGCUCAACCGCGCACGCGCUCUCCGCGGUCACGCCCCGUCGCCGCAUCCCACGCCUCAUCGCCCAAUUUCAUCCCUCAUCGCUGCAUUCCACGCUCACCAAUCGAGUCAAGCGCCGAAGCAACGGCCGAUUUCAUCCGCCGAGGGUCGAGCGGCGCCGUACGAUGCUUCAGGCGAAUUUACGGUGCGUGAUACCUCUCUCGAGCUCAUGCGGAAGACUUACGACGCUCUAAGUUGUUCGCGGGAGGCGACGAGGCCAUCAAUCGCCGCUCGGCGAGCGAGGCUGUCGCGUUCAGGCCAUCUGUAUCUUUCCAAAACCUCCGACGUCUCGCGCUCAUCGUCUCCGCGUCGUCAUCGUGCCGUCGCACUCACGUCUCUCUUCUCCUUCUGUGAGCAGCAACAUGGGCUCGCUCGUCAACCUCAACAACUCGUGCUCGACCUCGGUCUCGCCUUCGCCUCUGCUUCAAGGCUCCUUCCCUCGGUUGCAUCGCCUCUCCCCUCCUAUUGCUUCAAGUCGCCUUCCGCCUCCCUUCACCUCGCUUCUCGCCUCACAUCACCUAGCUUCUCGCCUCCCAUCUCCUCGCCUUUCGCCUCCCUUCGCCUCAAACUUCCUCACGCUCCCCAAACCUCCUCGCGCUCCCCAAACCUCUCCGACGCGCUCCCGACGACGCCCCACCUCCCAGCGCCUUCUGAUCAAUAAAGCAAUGUAUUUUCGUCCGCCGAGCGACCUAAUCAGGUCUGGGCUCUCGUCUUUGGGUCUUCCCAUCAUCUUGGG